Molecule: messenger RNA, 1340 nt
Organism: Ceratitis capitata (Mediterranean fruit fly)
Lineage: Eukaryota; Metazoa; Arthropoda; Insecta; Diptera; Tephritidae
Gene: Trm7-32
Product: putative tRNA (cytidine(32)/guanosine(34)-2'-O)-methyltransferase 1
Exons: 4
Coding region: 271-1224 (317 amino acids)
Biological process (GO): cytoplasmic translation; tRNA methylation
Cellular component (GO): cytoplasm
Molecular function (GO): tRNA methyltransferase activity
Source: RefSeq, a predicted model, not a curated record
UUUAUAUUUGAACACAUAAAUUAUGAAUUUUGUUGGCGAAAAUUAUAUAUUUGUCUAGAAGUGUGCAAGCAAACUGGAAGCUGGCAAAAUUUCGCUGUUUUCAGCCACGUCGACAAUUGUGUGUGUAUCUAGCUCUUGAUGUCGCCUGUCACGGACGGAUGGCGAAUUCAAUUUUAAUUGAACUGCAAUUGAAUUCAGUAAUUGACUUUUUAUUCUGCAAAAAUAAUUUCAAUUUAAAAUAAAUACUGAAAUUAAAAGAAGGAUAGAAAAAUGGGAAAGACUUCUAAGGAUAAAAGGGACAUAUAUUAUAGGCUGGCGAAAGAAGAAGGCUGGCGCGCUAGAAGCGCUUUUAAAUUGUUGCAAAUCGAUGAGAAGUUUCAUAUUUUAAAAGAUGUAACUCGUGCCGUUGACCUAUGUGCUGCACCGGGUAGUUGGACUCAGGUGUUAUCGAAACGACUAUACGAGAAUCGCACCAACAAUGAAGAGGUAAAAAUUAUUGCGGUGGAUUUGCAAGCCAUGGCGCCUCUACCUGGUGUAACACAGCUCCAAGGGGACAUAACGAAAUUGAGCACAGCUCAGGCAAUAAUCGAUCAUUUUGGGGGAGAAUCACAAAAGGCACAGUUGGUAAUUUGUGAUGGUGCACCCGAUGUUACUGGUCUUCACGACAUCGACGAGUAUAUACAAAGCCAGCUGUUGUUGGCUGCACUCAGUAUAACUACUCACGUAUUGAUGACUGGAGGAAACUUUGUAGCCAAGAUUUUCCGAGGCAAAGAUACGAAUUUGCUGUAUUCGCAGCUACGUAUAUUUUUUGAAAAAGUUUCCAUAGCUAAACCAGCAAGUUCGAGAAAUUCUAGCAUUGAAGCUUUCGUCGUUUGCCAAAAUUAUCGAUGUCCAGAUGGUUAUAUUCCGCAAAUGAUAAAUCCAAUGAUUGAUGAUGUGCAAAUGAUAGUGAAUGCAACGGAUUCGAGUGUAAAUCAAAAACUUAUACCUUUCGUUGUUUGUGGUGAUCUGCGUGGGUUUGAUUCCGACAUGUCUUAUAGUUUGAAUCUCAAUGAGGACUCGGAAUAUACAUAUAAGGAAGUUGUGCAAAAGCCCAUAUCUCCAGCUUAUAAAGAAAUUUUAGAAAAACUUAAAAACUGCUCUAUCAAACAUUCGGCCAUAACUAUUAAACAUGAAGAUGAAGCAGUAACUACUGAAUCAGCAUCGAACGAUGACUCAAAAUAGAGCAUAUUAAUAAUAAUCUAAAACAUCUUCCAAUAAUCCCUUUGUUUUAAACAUGUAUUUCCCUUAUAAAAAUAUUUAUAUACAUUUGCAAAUUAAAUAAUAAACUUGAUAAACGU